UGAUUCAUCUUGCCCGCUCACGGAGCUAGCCAUAUAAUACUAUUACUUACGAUCUCGACGAACUCAUGACAGAAGUGUGUAUGAAAGAAGAGUUGAUGCUAAUAGAAUAUUUCCGAGUUGCUUUUCCUUCUGUGUCAAAUCUAGUCUUCGUGCCAAACCAUUAUAUGAAACCAUCCUUUAUAUGAAAGAACCACAAACUGUUAAUAAGUGUCAGCAACAUGUGCAGGUGCAGUAAGAGAGAGUUAAAAAGCGACUUUUGUAAGAAAAUAUUACAGACAACAGAUGCUAAUUAUCAACGCUUUACUGUGUCUAUGUAUUUUGCUUAUCGUGCUCAUGCGCAAAACCAGCCUUAAUUUCAUGGAGCGAUAAUCUUAUGACAUUUAAUGAAGUCGCUUUAAUUUCCGUGACAAAAAUUUCAUCGUUUUGGCUCUAAAUUCAGAAUUGUUUCCUAAUGUAUAGACAGCUUCCUUUGCUUGGUAAGUUCAAUGUUUAUUUUCUUUUUUUUUUUUUCAAGUUUCCACCGUUCUUUGUAUGUCGAGUAAUUUGACUGAAUUCUGUUCUGUCUUGAUUUGAUCUUUAAUUUUGUUUGAUUUCCUCACAGAAUGACAUUUCUUUACACUAUUCGCAUUAAAAUACCUUUUUCAACAAAUAUUUCUGCCUUAUUCUUGUUAACUUCCUUAAUUUUGGACAAUUUUAUCUUUCUAGUUGCGCUAAUCUAAGUCGCGUUAAUUGAAAAUUCAUCACUUAAGCGGGCAGGAAAGUUAAUUCACUAAUAACAGGUAACUAGGGAAAUUUGGAAAUCUCCAUCAUAAUAAAUGAUUGUGAAUAAAUAAUGAAUUUAGCUUUCAUUUUUGAUCGGCGCUACGCAACACGAUAAAUAACUGUAAAUAAAUAGCUUUUUCCAUGAGCAGAGUUACGUUUUGGUGACGGGAAACUUAAACAAGCCAAAGAAUGUUUAUCUAAGACACAAAUACACCAGGUUGGUAACAACUACAAAUAAGUGAUAAAGUUUGGGCUAGAUUACGAAAGGUAAAUUUGAAAUAUCUAAUCAAAUUACAUCAUCAAAGCGCUUUCGAUUAUUUUGCUUUGAAAGUUUGAAAUUUGUUUCAUAAAUAUUUUCAGGAACUGAAUAACAAAUGUGUGUUAUACAAUGGGAUGCUCUGCCUCGUUUCAUCAUCGUGAUUCUUCAGGAAGUUUACCGGCGUUAACAUCGAAAACUGAUUCUGUCCCAUUAUCUUGCAAGACCAAGGACACUUUAAAAGAGUCUUGGAAACUUGUUGAACCAGUUAAAAACGAAGCAGGAAAAUUGAUGUUUGUAAGGCUUUUUGAGACUCACCCAAAUAUCCAAGACACCUUUCCAACAUUCAAGGGCGUCAGUUUAGACGAACUCAUGAACUCCCGUUCACUGUAUCUUCACGCCAGUCGAGUCAUGGCUGCGGUGGAAAGCACCAUCUCUGCACUGGAUGAUGCUGAGGUGUUGGUAGAGAGUCUCACGAACUUGGGACGAAGACAUCGGCCUUGGUCGAUCAGGGAGGAACAUUUUAAGGUUGUUGGCGAAGCUCUGUUGUGGACAUUACAGGACAUGCUUUUUGAGACUCACCCAAAUAUCCAAGACACCUUUCCAACAUUCAAGGGCGUCAGUUUAGACGAACUCAUGAACUCCCGUUCACUGUAUCUUCACGCCAGUCGAGUCAUGGCUGCGGUGGAAAGCACCAUCUCUGCACUGGAUGAUGCUGAGGUGUUGGUAGAGAGUCUCACGAACUUGGGACGAAGACAUCGGCCUUGGUCGAUCAGGGAGGAACAUUUUAAGGUUGUUGGCGAAGCUCUGUUGUGGACAUUACAGGACAUGCUCAAAUCUCAGUGCACAAGUCAAGUGGCAGAAGCCUGGAAAGAGCUCUUUAGCUUUAUAACCAAAACAAUGCUAUGUGGACUUGGAGAAACAACGGUUUAACAAUUGUUUUAUUAAUAUGAGUAUUUUCUCAUUUUUACACUGUUUCUCUUCACUCAAAAAAUCGAAUGAAAGAUUCUUCGUCGGCUGUGGACAGAUUCGGCCAACGUGUUUACAUCCUCUUUGCCACCCAAUUCAGAUCAUGCGAUGAUUCAUGGAGGUUACGAUUGUUCUGUUUGCACAUAUUCCCAUGCAAUCAGUUGUGUGUGGCAAAUUGCACAAUUGUUACCUCCCAAAGGAGUCGUCACGUGGUCUAAAUUACGUCGCAACAAGGAUGUAAACACGUUAACGGAAUGUUUCUAGGAUGCCGACCAAGGACAGGAACGUGAAUUCGCUGUCCUUAACUUAUCUUCACGUUCACACUUGCAAUAUUCACCUGAAGACCAAAACACAUGAAUUCAUUUAUCACCGCAAUAAGCCAUCUCCACAAGUAUGGUCAACUUCUGCAAAUGCAUAGAAUUGUUUCUAUCCACACGAGUCGGGCAGCCAUUCACGCCUUUCCUCAAUCAAGGACGCGUGGAUAGGACGCGGACAAGGACCCGAAAUGACAUCGAGCAUGCGUAAAUUACUUGAUGUGACGCCAGCGGUCAAAAACGCACGGUGAUAAAUAUCCGUUUAGGAAUUUUCUAAACUCAGCUCAAAAACAACAACAAUCCUUUAUUUUAAUUAUUUAAACACGAUUUUGUUCAAAGCAACAGGUUGGCUUGUGGGGUCGUUUAUCUUGCUAAAGAUUUAAGAAAACAUAAAUAUGUACAGCAGCAAUAAUAAUUAUAUCCAUAUACAUUCACAUUAAUAAAAUUUAAAAUCUGUUACGUUCUUGCUUUGCUUUUUUAUCCAGGUCGCAUUGAAGUCUUCUUCAAUGGUGGAUAGAAACAAUUCUAUGCAUUUGCAGAAGUUGACUAUACUUGUGGAGAUGGCUUAUUGAAGUCUUCUUGGUUAAUAAGAAUGUACUUUCUAACUC
This is a messenger RNA of Orbicella faveolata, 2909 nucleotides long. RefSeq names its product neuroglobin-like. Gene Ontology annotation, biological process: oxygen transport. Gene Ontology annotation, molecular function: heme binding; oxygen binding; iron ion binding. The record is from RefSeq and is a predicted model, not a curated record. Lineage: Eukaryota; Metazoa; Cnidaria; Anthozoa; Scleractinia; Merulinidae.